Messenger RNA from Phytophthora nicotianae INRA-310, 1478 nucleotides. RefSeq lists its product as hypothetical. Bases 621 to 1478 code for a protein of 285 amino acids. NCBI's taxonomy places the organism in Eukaryota, Oomycota, Peronosporomycetes, Peronosporales, Peronosporaceae. The transcript has a single exon. The record is from RefSeq and is a predicted model, not a curated record.
GAAACGCCCCCCAGGGAAGCCGCACGGUUGCUGCUCCAACUUGCCCGCAAGGGAAGAAGGACAACGAGCGACACGCCCACAGGGGAGGAACUCCGAGACUGUGCCCGAUAAGAACAAUUACUGCUGCUGUUGCUAGGCAGAAGCGGAGGAGAAAGAAUGUUUCAGCAGCGAAGUUGCGGGCUACGAAGAAGGCUCGAGCCGCCGCUCGCUCAGCGGACGUCCCUCCUGACUCAGGCGCAGCGCCCACAGCCUCGGAGGCUUCAGGGGACGUGGUAGCUACUGACAGAGGUGCUUCAGAAGCCAGUGACACCUGGGAGGUGCUCACUACGACUCGGGAAGUCCGAUCGGUGCUCGGCCUGGCCGUUACCACUGUACCAGAGUAUGCAGCUCAUACAGAAGUUGGGUUUGAGGCUUGUACAGCAAAGAAAGCUUCAACAGAGGCCGUGAAGACGCCGCUGGAGGCUCUACAGGUUGUAGCCGAGACGAGGGAGGCCACUGACCAUCCAAAUAGUGCCACCGACUGGUCUACUACCACCGAUCGUUUGUCUAGCGGUACCGACCGAAAAUCAGCCACCAACCAACCGACUAGUAAUACCAAACGGACUACUGUCACCGAUCAGAUGUCUAGUGAUACCAAACGAACGACAGACUGUGUGUACGAGACAUGGGUGUGUAGAAUUUGUACGUUUAACAACACUGAGUCGCAAACUCGAUAUGCGAGUUGCGCAUUGCACCGUGCCAUGACCGUAAUUGACCAAGUCACCAGUGAUACGGUCAACGACGAUACAAUCGAUGAAUCGUCUGCUACAACUGACAGUGUGGUUACUGCAACCGACUCUGCGUCCAAUGUGACCGACUGUACGACUACUGCGACCAACCAGUUAUAUUAUCCGAUAUCAGGAGAAUACUAUACUGGUCGGGACAUCACUCUUGACAGCAAGUUGGUCACCACCGUUGAGGUUUGGCAGGUGGCAUACCUCAAUUAUCGUCGCGACGGGCCAAUGAGAGUAGAGUACCAGGUGCUUUGGGUCCAUCCUGACAGAUCCUGCAAAAAGCUUUAUAUGCGCUCAUGGGAACCAAGAGCUAAACUUAUGGAGGACGGUUUCGAAGGAGAGAUGGACCUCGUCGACAGCUGGAAGGCCUCGGAGGUGCCACUGUUUGAGACCUUCUGGAGAGAAGAUGACGUCGGCAUGGGAUUGAUUGGAGCAGACGAAGACUGUUUAUGCGUGUUUAACGCUUUGAGGCGAGCCUCAGAACUAGCAGGAAGGCCAGAUAUCGUCACGCAGCAGGAUAUCGACCAGUUUGUCGACGAUGAACUCAUUCUCUACGGACGUGACCUCAGGCAGGGUGCAAGAUGGAAGGUUGUACUUCGCUUUCUGGGUCGACUUCGAGAUGCUGGUCGCGACUUCGCCUACAACCAGAUUGCCACCACAACCAUGCGAUUCCAGGACGGCGUGGUGCUCAGGUUUUGGAGGUAA